Messenger RNA from Acaulospora morrowiae, 447 nucleotides. The record is from the annotation of a GenBank genome assembly. NCBI's taxonomy places the organism in Eukaryota, Fungi, Glomeromycota, Glomeromycetes, Diversisporales, Acaulosporaceae.
AUGAUUAAUGCGUUUGCCAAACCUUACAGUCAGCCGCUGGCGUGUCAAGCUGGUUUGGACAUAUUGAAAAAAGGUGGGAACGCUGCUGAUGCGGCCGUUGCCGUAGCGGCGACUUUAAAUGUUACAGAGCCAUCAUCAACGGGAAUCGGGGGAGAUUGUUUUUGCCUUUAUUAUGAUGCAAAAACAAAAAAGGUUGGUGCAUUAAAUGGCUCGGGACGAUCACCUGCCAAGCUUACAUUAGAGUAUGUUCAUAUCAAUGCGGCGACUGUUCCUGGUGCUGCAGCAGGUUGGGUUGACACAAUUAAUUGGUUCGGAAGUGGCAAACUUAGCCUUAUCGAAAUUUUGCAGCCUGCUAUUGAUUUGGCAGAAAAAGGAUUCCCGGUUUCGGAAAUAAGCUCCUCGAUGUGGAAGAAUGAGCAAGAUCUUUUGGAAAAGACAUGCUAUUAA